GCUACUUGACCUAAUUAUAGGCCUUCAUUUUGUUACUGUUUUUGGUUGUUGUCCAUAGAGUAAAUUCCCUUACUAAAAAGAUGGCUGCGCCCACGACACGAAGGGAGAAGAGUAUUUUAACUGGAGUUUAUAAUAAAGAUGAAGAUACUGAAGCAAUUGUCAAAUGGUUUCAUGAAGGCCUUUAUGAAACUAUAUUAGAGUCAUCUUGUAUUUCAAAACAAAUAUUGUUAACCAAUCAUAAGGAUCAGUUGUUGAAUUCAUUAGAAAGUUUAAUUUUAUGCAAUGUAGAAUAUUUGUUACAUAACAAAGAGCAGCAAAUAAGUGACAUUGAGGUCCUUAUUUUGGCUAUAUCCUGUUUGCAUUUGUUUAUACAAAAUAACUUUCUGGGACCACCAACAUCUACAUCUCCUUUGGAAUACUGCCAUGAGCAUUUUCUUAAGCAAUCUCUGGAAAUAGAAAAAGAAGCUUUCAGUGGGCUUUCAAUAGAUGGGGAAACUGUAUAUCCAAGAACCAGGCACAUCAUUUUUCUGUACAUAGCAAGAAUCAUUCUCCUGGAGUGUAGAGCCCAGUUUACACAUGUUCAAACCUGGGACUGGUGGCUGGCGAGAUGUCUUCUAAUUCAACAAAGUUUAUUGUCAGAGAGAUCUCCAACACUAAAAGCAACUGUUCUAGACAUUUUUGAAGAGUUAUCUAAAAAAGAACCUUUAAUGACUGAUGAUUCUAACAAGGACAUUGAACUAUUGUUUCACAUUGAAGCUGGUCAUGCUCAUCACACAUAUCUGGAGUACAGAAAAGCUGCAGAGCAUUUUGCUUCUGGCAAGAAAAUAUCUGCCCUUGAAGUGAGCCUAACAGGAGCCAUGGGCAGACGUACACGCUAUCAAGAGGAUGCCAAAGCUCAGUUGGUUCUGAGGGUGGAAAGGAAAGAAGUCAAUGACUGGAAUGAGACAUUGAGUACCAACAUUUGUGACUUGCCAAAGAAUCUUCCACUUGAUGAUGACACAGUUUUAAAUGAUAUUAAGUUCAUAGAUGAAGAUGCGGUGGAGUCUCCAAAGCUGUCUCCCAUAGAACUGGCAUUAGUUCUUGGUCUUAUGGAAAGUUACAGGCGCAGCUGUGCACAAGAUCGUCUUACAGAUGAAGAAGUGCUGACAUAUCUUGCUUUUAUUUUAAGUCAAACAAACAAUUGGAACAUAUCCUUGAUGGCAUUGAACUUGAGGUCAAGGCUAGAGCGAGAUAGCAGAAGAAGAGUUGAAAGGUCUAUGAUGCAACUUGAGGAGCUUGUCAAGAUUUCUACAACACCUAACACAAAACCUGAUAUAUGGCAUCGUAUCCCUUUAUUUUAUGCUUGUCAAGUCCCAGCGAUUUGGAAAAUUCAAGGAGAAUUAGCAUCAUUGCUACUCUCACUUGGCUGUCUGGGAGAUGCUCUCAGUGUUUUUGAGAAACUGGAAUUGUGGGAAGAUGUCAUAGCCUGCUAUCAGAAGAUGGGCAAAAGUGACAGGGCAGAGACAUUAAUAAAAGAAAGGCUAGCUAUAGAAGAAACUCCAUCACUUUUGUGUUACCUCGGUGAUAUCACCCGUGACAUUCAGCACUAUCAGCGUGCUUGGGAGCUGUCCAAUCAUAAGAGUGCCAGAGCCAAGAGAUGUAUGGGAUACAUCUAUUUCCAGGAAGAAAAAUAUGAACAAGCCAUUGAAAGUUUUGCAGUGUCUCUUAAGAUUAACUCACUGCAGAUUCCUGUGUGGUUCACCUAUGGCUGUGCUUCAAUGGCAUGUCAAAAAUUUGAAGAAGGAGCCAAGGCAUUUAAGCGUUGUGUCAACUUAGACUUUGAUAACUUUGAAGCUUGGAGUAACCUGGCAACAUGCUAUGUUAGACUGAAGGAAAAGAAGAAAGCUUAUGCAACACUGCAAGAUGCUUUGAAGUGUAACUAUGACAACUGGCGACUCUGGGAAAAUAACCUUAUUAUUGGCACAGAUUGUGGAGAGUUUGAAGAUGUGAUCAGAUCCUACCAUCGUCUCUUGGACCUUAGAGAAAAAUGGGUGGACAAAGAGGUCCUUAACAUUCUAACCAGAGCUGUGUUGGAGAAAAUUCCAGAUGCAGAUGGACGCUCUGCUGAAAGACUAGACUCCAAACUCUCAGAGCUGUUUGGUCGAAUAACAUCCAAAGUGACAUCUGAAGGAGAGAUCUGGGCCAACUAUGCCAAACUAAGCAGUAAUAAAAUACAAGGCAAAGAGCCAGACCUUGAAAAAGCUCUGCAGUUUCUGCAAAAGUCCUACAGAUGUUAUACACAGAAAGUGGACUGGGAGAAAGAUGUAGUCAUCUGUAAGAAGGUUGGGGAUGAAGCUGUAAACUUGGCACAAAUUCAUUUGCAAUGUGCAUCAGGCAAGUCACAGACCGAGAGUUUAAAACUUUUAUCUGCUGCCAAAAUUUUGUUAAAUGGAGCUGUAGUCAAAAUUCAGAAACAGCAUACAGAUCCAGUGACUCAUGAAUUAUCCUCAGAAGUUACAGAAACUUGUCAAAAGAUAAAAGAUAAACUAAAUGAGAUUGUUGCUCAAAUUGAUGAAGUCAGGAAUGAAAGUUAGCAAUAAAGGAAACACAAUAGUAUAGUCAACACUA
Biomphalaria glabrata is the source of this 2607-nucleotide messenger RNA. RefSeq names its product tetratricopeptide repeat protein 27-like. Bases 81 to 2573 code for a protein of 830 amino acids. The transcript is spliced from 24 exons. Lineage: Eukaryota; Metazoa; Mollusca; Gastropoda; Planorbidae. The record is from RefSeq and is a predicted model, not a curated record. Gene Ontology annotation, molecular function: protein binding.